CUGGGCAGUGAGAAACCAGAAUCCUCACCAUGAAGAAACUCUGCUGUAUCUUUAUCCUCCUCUGCUUUUUCUAUAUUAACACAUUAACGAGCUCAUUUCCUGGGGCAGAAGAUGUGAGACCGAAUAAAUGUGAAUUCACUUCCCUCUCCUGCCAUAAAGUCUUCUGUGCUCCGUGGCAGAGGUGUGUGGCCGGGGUAUGUCGCUGUAAGCUACCAUAUCAGUGCCCACGGAAUGCAACUACUGAAGUCUGCACAGAGGGGAAAAGGAAACUGCAAACCUACUGUCAGCAAAAAAGUGUUGAAUGUUCAAAUCCUUCAAAUGUCAAAUACAGAUUUUCCUCAGAAGCUCCUUGCACUGAUACAUUUUCAGUAAGAUUAACAGGGAGCGAAGAAACAAGCAAAGGAAUCAUAAAAGUGAAAUUACCUACACUAGAAAAGGAAUUGUUUAUAUGUGCAAAACAAUGGAGUCUGAGGGAAGCCAAUGUUGUUUGCAAACAGCUUGGAUUUCCCAGAGGCGCUGAUGCACCAGCAUCAAACAAAGAUCUCCCAGUAGUAACAAAGGUGUCCCCAGAAGUACAUUGCCUUCAAGCAACUUGUCGAGGACUAGAGAAUAGCUUGGCCGAAUGUGCUCUAAGGAAGUUACCUGUGGAGAAGCAGGUUGCUGAAGUAAAGUGUUAUACAGAAAACAGAGAUUGUGGCUCUGGUGAGUUUAAAUGUUCAAAUGGCAAGUGCGUUCCCUCAGAACUGGCCUGUGAUAGUGAAAAUGAUUGUGGAGAUCUCAGUGAUGAACUAUGCUGCAAAGAUUGCAGUGCUGGCUUCCAUUGUAAAUCUGAUACCUGCAUCCCAGAGAGGUAUAAGUGCAAUGGAGAACUUGACUGUAUUAGUGAAGAAGAUGAAUCAAAUUGUGAAGUCGAACAAGAACCUAAAUCAGAAAAACAAGAAGAGGAAGGACAAGAAUCCAAGGCAAUUCAAAAUGAAGAGACAGGAAACAUUGUCAACUAUGACAUGGACGCAGAGAGGAGGCUCGUGAUGAAAAGUCUUCCAGAAUUAAGCUGCGGGGUUCCACCACCAGCAGCCCCUACGAAAAUAACUCGCAAGAAAAGAGUAAUAGGAGGAACAAAUGCUGUAAAGAAUCAGUUUCCAUGGCAAGUAGCAAUCAAAGAUGGCACAUCUGUAAACUGUGGAGGGAUUUAUAUUGGAGGCUGCUGGGUACUGACAGCAGCUCACUGUGUCAGGGCUAACCAACCCCAAAGAUAUCUCAUCAUACUUGAACUGCUGGAUCGACUGUCUUAUGACAAAGACAUAGACAGUUUCCCAGUUAAAAGUGUCAUAGUUCAUGAGUCGUACAACCCCAAUACAUAUGAAAAUGACAUUGCCUUGUUGGAAGUAAAGAACAUAUACAGUAAUCCAAAGUGCAUGCAGACUGACAAUAACAUGGUGCCUGCCUGCGUCCCCUGGUCACCAUUUCAGUUUAGGGCAGGGGACACAUGCACAGUUUCUGGAUGGGGACGGGAAAAAGGAAUGUCCAGGGUGUUUCACCUGAAAUGGGGCCACAUUAACCUAAUGAAUAAUUGUUCAGAAGUUUAUAAGGAGCGUUUCCUUGACAAAAUGGAAUGUGCAGGAACUUAUGAUGGCUCCAUCGAUGCAUGCAAGGGUGACUCUGGGGGGCCCUUGGUGUGCUAUGAUGUAAACAACGUUGCUUAUGUUUGGGGCAUUGUUAGCUGGGGAGAAAACUGUGGAGUUCCUGGUUUCCCUGGUGUAUACACUAAAGUUGCUCACUACUAUGAAUGGAUUUCACAUCAGGUGGGAAGAUCCCUUAUCUCAAAGUACAAUGUCUGAGAUGCUGUCAUCAUUAUUUGCUACUAUGCACUGGGAGGAUUGAUUUCAUCAUUAUCGUUCAUAAUUUUUUACUGCACGUGCAAAGAAUAAAAAUAUUGUUCGCUG
Xenopus tropicalis (tropical clawed frog) is the source of this 1943-nucleotide messenger RNA. RefSeq names its product complement factor I (gene cfi). The record is from RefSeq and is marked provisional. Lineage: Eukaryota; Metazoa; Chordata; Amphibia; Anura; Pipidae. Gene Ontology annotation, molecular function: hydrolase activity; peptidase activity; serine-type endopeptidase activity. Gene Ontology annotation, cellular component: membrane; extracellular region. Gene Ontology annotation, biological process: proteolysis.